CAGGGGAAACGAGAUAGCACUUUGGGACGUCGAUAAGAUCUCGGUACGUCAUGGUACCAAAAUUGUUCCUGCUCGGCUCUCACAAAGUUAAAAGGUAGUGAGAGUCGAAUCGAAAUACAACGAGGGGGGAUCGAAUAGUUUUUCUUCGAAGAAUCCUAGAAGAUUCUGUAAACGGUUUAUCAUGAAGAAUUGGGUCAUACGUCAUUUUAAAUCGUCGAAGGCGAUUUAAAGAAACACAAAGCCGGAUCUCGAACAAACUUUCUCUCUGGAAAGACAGUGCGCAACGAUCGAACGAGAAACCAAUUGAACUUUGUUAAGAUUAAAAGCUACAAACUUGUCAGAAGCUAAGAAUCCUAAAAAUGGUAACGUGAGAUCUAAAGAGAACGAGACAGAAGAAGGAGCCGAUGAAGGCGAGAAAAAAUCGUUGAAAAGACGAAACGAAGGUAGUCCGAAAUAAUGGAAACAAGUUUCGAAACAUUAAACGCGACCAGUUACUACGAUGCUGGUGUAUUACUGGAUAAUUCGUCGAUUAACGAAAAUUUUGAGAAACCGCUCGAAUGCAAAGUGGAAAUCAAUUCGACCGGCCUGUUCGAUUUCAUUAUUAACGGGGUGCUAAUGAACUUGGUCAGUAUUUUUGGGAUAUUUGGCAACGCGAUCUCGAUGAUCAUACUUUCGAGGCCGCAAAUGAAAUCGUCGAUUAAUUACCUCCUAAUUGGUCUAGCCAGAUGCGAUACAGUGUUGAUCGUCAAUUCGGUAUUGAUUUACGGGUUGCCAUCGAUUUAUUCGUACACCGGUUACUUAUUCAACUAUAAAUUCAUCAUUUACCCGAAAAUAAUUCGAUUCUUGUAUCCGCUAUCGUGUAUGGCGCAAAUAGCAACCGUGUACCUAACUUUAACCGUCACGCUGGAGAGGUAUAUCGCAGUCUGUCAUCCUUUGAAAGCGAGGUCUUUUUGUACCUACGGAAGAGCUCAACUGGCUGUAGUGGUUAUCGUGAUAUUCUCCUUUAUUUAUAAUUUACCCAAAUUUUGGGAGGUAGAUUUCUACACGGAGAAACACUGGAAAUACAACGUUACGAUAUACUGCCUACAUCCGGCGGAUUUAAGAAACAACAGUUUAUACGUUACCAUUUACGUCCACUGGAUGUACUUCUUCAUUUGCUACCUGUUUCCGUUCCUGGCUUUGGUGAUCUUCAACGCAGCCAUCUAUCGAAGGGUAAGAAAAGCGAACAGAGACCUACAACAGCUUUCGAGGCAUCAAAGACGCGAGAUCGGCCUGGCGACGAUGUUGUUGUGCGUAGUAAUCGUUUUUCUUAUAUGCAACAUCCUUCCGCUCGCUUCGAACAUCCACGAGACUUCGUUCCUGACCGAUCCGCCUCUGUGGUUGGUGGAGACCGGUAAUCUUCUCGUCACGAUCAACAGCAGCAUCAAUUUCAUCAUCUACGUGAUCUUCGGCAGGAAAUUCAAGAGGAUAUUCUUGAAAUUGUUCUGCAGCUCGAAUCUGUUCGGUCCAGGAAGGGACAGUCCAGAAUUCCAAACGUACGACGAGUCGAUCGUCACCAACAUGACCAACAUAGAACCUAGGAACUCGAUCAGAAAUUAUCACCUGAACAGGUCGAGUACGUUCAGAAACAACAACGUGCCGAACGGUAGCACGCGACAAAGUUUGAAAAUUAGCGGAAGACCCGCCAGUCCGGGUCCCUGUGUCUAUUAUCCUGCGAGGAGUCCUGUGAGAAGCCCUAGUCAAAUGUCUAGGACGUCCAGCAGCCAAAACGGAUGGAGCAAAAAGGACAUGGACUCCGUGCUGUAGUAGAUCCCGCAUUAUCCGAUUCCGAUAAGUCCACCGACCAUUUUUC
Molecule: messenger RNA, 1852 nt
Organism: Megachile rotundata (alfalfa leafcutting bee)
Lineage: Eukaryota; Metazoa; Arthropoda; Insecta; Hymenoptera; Megachilidae
Gene: FMRFaR
Product: FMRFamide Receptor
Biological process (GO): G protein-coupled receptor signaling pathway
Cellular component (GO): membrane
Molecular function (GO): G protein-coupled receptor activity
Source: RefSeq, a predicted model, not a curated record